CCCUGGGGCUUGCGGAUGGCAGGAGUGGGCCGCUGGGGAGAAGGUAGUGCUGACAGGAAGUGGCAUUUUCUCCUGCAGCAGAUGGCUGAGGACAAGGCCUCUGUGAAAGCCCAGGUGACAUCCUUGCUCGGGGAGCUGCAGGAGAGCCAGAGUCGCUUGGAGGCUGCCACUAAGGAAUGCCAGACUCUGGAGGGUCGGGCCCGGGCGGCCAGCGAGCAGGCACGGCAGCUGGAGAGUGAGCGCGAGGCACUGCAGCAGCAGCACAGCGUGCAGGUGGACCAGCUACGCAUGCAGGGCCAGAGCGUGGAGGCCGCACUCCGCAUGGAGCGCCAGGCUGCCUCGGAGGAGAAGCGGAAGCUGGCCCAGUUGCAGGUGGCCUAUCACCAGCUCUUCCAAGAAUACGACAACCACAUCAAGAGCAGCCUGGUGGGCAGCGAGCGGAAGCGAGGAAUGCAGCUGGAAGAUCUCAAGCAGCAGCUCCAGCAGGCCGAGGAGGCCCUGGUGGCCAAACAGGAGGUGAUCGAUAAGCUGAAGGAGGAUGCCGAGCAGCACAAGAUUGUGAUGGAGACCGUUCCGGUGCUGAAGGCGCAGGUGAGGGCCCUCCUCU
Molecule: messenger RNA, 607 nt
Organism: Piliocolobus tephrosceles (Ugandan red Colobus)
Lineage: Eukaryota; Metazoa; Chordata; Mammalia; Primates; Cercopithecidae
Gene: IKBKG
Product: inhibitor of nuclear factor kappa B kinase regulatory subunit gamma
Exons: 4
Biological process (GO): positive regulation of canonical NF-kappaB signal transduction
Cellular component (GO): IkappaB kinase complex; cytoplasm; nucleus
Molecular function (GO): K63-linked polyubiquitin modification-dependent protein binding
Source: RefSeq, a predicted model, not a curated record